This is a messenger RNA of Talpa occidentalis (Iberian mole), 1693 nucleotides long. It is a transcript of the gene TDO2, whose product is annotated as tryptophan 2,3-dioxygenase. Gene Ontology annotation, molecular function: heme binding; L-tryptophan 2,3-dioxygenase activity; metal ion binding. The transcript is spliced from 12 exons. NCBI's taxonomy places the organism in Eukaryota, Metazoa, Chordata, Mammalia, Eulipotyphla, Talpidae. The coding region runs from base 187 to 1407 and encodes 406 amino acids. The record is from RefSeq and is a predicted model, not a curated record.
GUGUACAGAGGUUCAGUUUCUGAACCAGUUGAAAUAAAAGCCAAGCUCAGAGUGCACAGGGGUGACUGAUUGGCUGGUGCAGGGCAAGCAAGACCCAUAAAAGGCAGCUGGGGAACCUCUGAGCAGAUUCACAAAAUCAACCAAGAAGCCUCAAACCUCAGUGCUUCUCAGAUAGUUCUUUCCAUCAUGAGUGGGUGCCCAUUUUUGGGAAAUAAUUUAGGAUAUGCUUUUAGAAAAGUAUCUACAGAAGGAAAUGAAGAGGACAAUGCACAAACCGGAGUGAACAAAGCCAGCAAAGGAGGACUUAUCUAUGGGAACUAUCUGCAUUUGGAAAAAGUUUUGAAUGCACAGGAACUUCAGAGUGAAAUAAAAGGAAAUAAAAUCCACGAUGAACAUCUUUUUAUUAUAACUCAUCAAGCUUAUGAACUGUGGUUUAAGCAAAUCCUCUGGGAAUUAGAUUCUGUUCGAGAGAUCUUUCAGAAUGGACAUGUCAGGGAUGAAAGGAAUAUGCUUAAGGUUGUCACGCGGAUGCACCGAGUAUCAGUGAUUCUUAAGUUACUGGUUCAGCAGUUUACUGUUCUGGAAACAAUGACACCCCUGGACUUCAAUGACUUCAGAGAUUACCUAUCACCAGCAUCAGGCUUCCAGAGUUUGCAGUUUCGACUCCUGGAAAACAAGAUAGGUGUUCUUCAGAGUUUGAGAGUCCCUUACAACAGAAGACAUUAUCGUGAUAACUUCAAAGGAGAAGAUAAUGAACUGCUUCUUAAAUCUGAGCAGGAAAAAACACUUCUGCAACUGGUGGAGGCAUGGCUGGAAAGAACACCUGGGUUGGAGCCACAAGGAUUUAACUUCUGGGGAAAGUUUGAAAAAAAUAUUGUCAAAGGCCUGGAAGAGGAAUUCACAAGGAUUGAGGCUAAAGAAGAUUCAGAGGAAAAAGAGGAACAGAUGGCUGAAUUUCAGAAACAAAAAGAAGUGUUACUCUCCUUGUUUGAUGAGAAACGCCAUGAGCACCUCCUUAGUAAGGGUGAAAGACGAUUGUCAUACAGAGCACUUCAGGGGGCCUUGAUGAUAUAUUUUUACAGGGAAGAGCCUAGAUUCCAGGUCCCGUUUCAGUUGCUGACAUCUCUCAUGGACAUCGACACCCUCAUGACCAAAUGGAGAUAUAACCACGUGUGCAUGGUGCACAGAAUGCUGGGCAGCAAGUCUGGCACCGGUGGGUCCUCAGGCUAUCAGUACCUGCGCUCAACAGUGAGUGACCGGUACAAGGUAUUUGUAGACUUAUUUAAUCUUUCAACAUACCUGGUUCCCCGACAUUGGAUACCGAAGAUGAACCCAAUUAUCCAUAAGUUCCUUUAUACAGCUGAAUAUUGUGACAGCUCUUACUUCAGUAGUGAUGAAUCAGAUUAAAAUCAUGAAGAACAUCAAUUUUUCAAUCUGUAGUUUUUGUAAAUUUUCAUGAAUGCACAGAGAGACUUAAUGUAAUAUAUGUAUAUACAUAGCUAAGCACCCAAGUGGUCUGAUUGGAUUCUGGAAAUAAUUUCACUAGCUCAUUAUUGUGAUGACAUAAAAUAAAACAUGACAAUGAGAAAUUAAUUCAAUGAAAUGGUAGCAUUGUAUAGUGUUUUUCUAUUAAAAACUCAAAGUUCUCUGGUACUUACCUUAUUGUAACCAUUUAACCUAAUCAUUAUCUCAU